Mangifera indica (mango) is the source of this 2115-nucleotide messenger RNA. Its product is annotated as luc7-like protein 3. Gene Ontology annotation, biological process: mRNA splice site recognition. Gene Ontology annotation, molecular function: mRNA binding. Gene Ontology annotation, cellular component: U1 snRNP; U2-type prespliceosome. The transcript is spliced from 9 exons. The coding region runs from base 203 to 1270 and encodes 355 amino acids. Lineage: Eukaryota; Viridiplantae; Streptophyta; Magnoliopsida; Sapindales; Anacardiaceae. The record is from RefSeq and is a predicted model, not a curated record.
UUAACAGAUUUUUUGGGUAGGCCUUUCUCCGUGUCAGUUCGGGUUGUCGGUUUCCCGGAUUUUUUUGCGGGUCUACUGUCUACAUCCCUUCUACCCUCAUCACCGAAUUCUCUCGCAAUUUCCUAUUUAUCUAAAACCCUAAAACCUCCGCAUUACUUUCUCUCUGUUUUCCCUUUAAGUAAUUUUUGCUCAACGUCAUCCAAUGGACGCUCAGCGGGCUCUUCUGGACGAACUCAUGGGAGCUGCUCGAAAUUUGACUGAGGAAGAGAAAAGAGGUUACAAAGAAGUGAAAUGGGAUGAUAAGGAGGUUUGCGCGUUUUAUAUGGUUCGAUUUUGUCCACAUGACCUAUUUGUCAAUACUCGAAGUGAUCUUGGACCAUGCCCUAGAAUUCAUGAUCCAAAGUUGAAGGAAAGUUUUGAGAAGUCCACAAGACAUGAUGCUUACGUACGCAAAUUUGAAGCUGAACUUGUGCAGUUUUGCGAGAAAUUGGUCAUGGACCUGGAUAGAAGAGUUCGACGUGGGCGAGAACGCCUUGCUCAAGAAGUGGAACCUGCACCACCUGCUCCAGUACCAGAGGAAAAAUCUGAACAGCUCUCAGUGUUGGAGGAGAAGAUAAAGAAUCUUCUGGAACAAGUAGAAGCCCUUGGUGAAGCUGGUAAGGUGGAUGAAGCAGAAGCGCUUAUGAGAAAGGUGGAGCUACUUAAUAUUGAGAAGACAGCCUUGACCCUACAACCCCAGAAUGAGAAGUUGUUGAUGAUGGCUCAGGAGAAGAAAAUGGCUCUUUGUGAAAUCUGUGGUUCUUUUCUGAUCGCAAAUGAUGCUGCUGAGAGGACUCAGUCUCAUAUUACUGGAAAGCAGCAUAUUGGUUACGGCAUGGUUCGUGAUUUCAUUAAUGAGUACAAGACUGCAAAGGAGAAGGCAAGGGAAGAGGAAAGACUAGCAAGGGAAAAAGAGGCAGAAGAAAGGAGGAAGCGGAGGGAGAAAGAAUACGAGAGUAGAAAGAGAAAAAGUGAUUCGGGUGAUAGGGAAAGGUAUUGUGAUCGAGACCGUGAUAGGGAGCGAGAGCAAUACAGAGAACGUAGUCGGGAUCAUGAAAGGUCUCGGGAGUUGGAUGGUAGAAGUGGUCGGGAUGGAGGGAGGAGAAUGGAUUGGAGACACAAGAAAGAAAGAGAUGAAAGCAGGGAAAAGUAUCGUGAUCAUAGCAGAUCACGGUCCCCUGUUAGGCAUGGUCAUGGGAGGUCACCUAGAAGUCCAGUUCGCCCAUAUUAGUGGAUUGUGUAGAUAGGUCUCUGAUCUUUGAAAUUAAAUGAGGUAGUUUUUCUUAAUAUCUCAGAGUUUUAUAAAUGUGUGCUUUUGGCGGCUUGCAUUUCAUAGUCAUCAAUCAUCAUGGGUGAAACUUUUUUGUCAUCUCACAGCUUUUGUUGAGACUAUACAAUCUCCCUUUCAUCAAUUAUUAUUAGAGGAGACAGGAUUGAGGUAGGUAUAACUAUAGCGAUGUAACUCUUGUUUUAUCAUUUAAUUUGGGAUUUGGUUAAACUGAAAUUUUUAUGCAUGGUCACUGAAAUAUUGUUUGAGUCUCUUUUUUGGGUUCAUGGAUGGCUAACUGUUCUCAAGUAUUUAAGAGGACAGGCUCAAAAACAUAUUGUUGAAUGGACACUGCUGCUGACGGAGGUGUUCUUUUUCAAUUGGUUAGAGAUUCGGGUAUUUUUGGAGUUAAAAUUUCAAAAGUGGGUGUCAGAUGCUAAUAGAAGUUUCUACAUGUAUGGAAACCAUCUUGGGUGAACUGGGAUGGAUGCAAGGCCAUUAUCUGUAUAUUGCAAAAAUAUAUGGGUGCCUGGAGGUAAUAAAAUUCAUAAUCUGUCGAAUAGCAUAAAUAAUUUUAUUCCAGCUUGCAGGAUCAGCGGCUAACUUCUUGAACCUUGAAGGUCUAUAGUUUCUGCUGGUUAGUAUGUUCUUGUUUGGGUUAAGGAAUGAUUUCUGCAGGAAUUUUAAAAUUUCAAAUUCGCUUCUGUUCGGCAUAUAUUUAGGCUAAAGAAAGAUUGACAUUGGGUAUCCUAAUGUGAAUAAAAUUGGUUGGAACUCUUGUGCUUGUUACACAAUGAAUUUUCUCUGAA